Molecule: messenger RNA, 1270 nt
Organism: Gigantopelta aegis
Lineage: Eukaryota; Metazoa; Mollusca; Gastropoda; Neomphalida; Peltospiridae
Product: 28S ribosomal protein S35, mitochondrial-like
Exons: 9
Coding region: 29-1126 (365 amino acids)
Biological process (GO): mitochondrial translation
Cellular component (GO): mitochondrial small ribosomal subunit
Molecular function (GO): structural constituent of ribosome
Source: RefSeq, a predicted model, not a curated record
GAAGGAAUGAAAACAAAUACAAAGCGGAAUGGACGUGACUAUCAUUGCUGUUCGACAAAUGAUGUCAAUCCAACGCAAAACAAGACUUCUGUUUGAUCAACGUAUCAGACAUUUUAGAUCGAGUGCCAUAUUUUGUCAGAGAGUUGCAAAGGAAAGUGAACAAACACGUUUAAAGCAAGUUGAAGAUGAAUUUCGGACAUACCAAAUUGUUGGAUUGAAACCAAAAGAGCAAAUGAAGAGAGUUCAGAGAAAAAGAAAACAGGUGCUGCCGCCCCGAUACAAGCAGAUGAAGACUGACCAGGAUUGGACCGUUGUGUGGCCGGCGGCCGAGACGUUCAAGUGGAGUGUUGUGCCCUUCCCCGUCAGACAGGGCUACGUGGAGAACCUGAAAGAAAAUAAAGGUGUGAUUCCAGAGAAAUAUGCUAAUGCAGAGUUGAUGAAGAUUCCAAACUUUCUUCAUCUUACGCCAAAUCAUGUCAAGAAACACUGUGCUGCCAUUAAAGACUUUUGCACCCCAUGGCCAAAAGGUUUGGAAACAGAUGCUAAGUGUGUGAAUCACUUUCCGCUUGAAGUGGUCUCCAGUGACUAUCUCUUCUCCAGCCCGUCUGUCCGAGAUCCCAGGGCUCACACAGUGUCCGUUAAGGUGAAGCUGAGCAGUCUUGGUUUGGAUUACCACGCACGAGACAAGCUGCUUCGACUGGUUGGAGAUCGAUACAAUGCCAACUCGGAUGAGCUUACCAUCACGUCUGACAGAUGUCCACUGAAGAAACAAAACUAUGAUUAUGCCAUGUACCUUCUUACAGUACUUGUUCAUGAAUCAUGGAAAAAGGAACCAUGGGAAACUGACAAAACGGAAGCAGACAUGGAGAAGUAUAUCUGGGAGACAAAUAAGUCAAAGACAAAUGUGUUGGAGUUCUUGCAGAAGAUAAGAAUGGUUGAUUCGAAAGACAAAGAUGCUAAAAUUUCUGAACAAACAAUGGAGGAGAGCAUUUUAAAAUUGGACGUGGUGCAAGAAUACAAGAGUGCUGUGUCCGACAUUUACAACGAGGGGGAGGACUGCGACACUUUAGACAAGUACAAGAACUCUGUUUUAAAGAUGUUAAACCUAAAGAGUUCUCUACCUUGACAACUCUUUCUGGUUUACACAGGAGAAAAGACAUCUAUAUAUUAAGAUCUGAACUUAUUAAAUAUUGGUAUGUGACUUUCCCUGUGAGCCCAGAAUGCACUGUUUCCUAGAUUUGCUGGAGUGAAAAUAAAGACUUUUGGCAUA